UUUGAGGAAGUAGUUCUGCCAGAGACAGGAAGGCCAGCGUUGCAAUAUAUGUACCAAGACAAACUGAAACACUGACUAGGUACAGCUUCAACGAGGACGACGAAUAGCGUCCCAGAAAGAACCCCGAGGAUCACAACAUGGAGGCUCAACAAUCUUGGCAUCUUUCUUUCAUGUCCACCUUUUUCUUUCUCGCUGCGUGCUCAGGAAUGGACUCACCAAGUCUCCGCCUGGAAAGCAGAGUAUUUGUGGCCUUCGCAGGCAAAGAGCUCGACCUGAGCUGUGAGCUGAACAUGCCAGCCAACCAGAGCAGCGGCGAGCUGACGUGCUCCGAUCCGCUCCACAAACCGAUCUACAGCUGUCCCAUCGCCGAGAGCCACGGCCGGCCGCAGAAAGUACAUCUUACAUUGGAGCUGAAAAACGUGACCGCUUCAGGAGAAUACAGUUGCCGCUAUAAAACAGCCAAAGUGUACUGGUAUCUUCGAGUGAGAAGUGACAGCGACUGGGACCUCGGGAUAUCGUAUUUCACAGAAGUCCUUGUCGUCUCCGUCUUCACCGGUCUGCUGCUGGUUUUCAGUGUGGCCAGCUCUGUGUAUGUCUUCAGAGGACAUUGGACAGACUGCCACACUAAAUGUGGCAGAAAAGACAAGCAGAAAAGAGAAGAAAGGAAAGAAAAAGAGACAGAGGACAACGACGCGGAUGUGAUAACGUCUCCGACUAUGUCUUUCUAUGCCAGUCUAGAGGCUCGGCCCAGGUCCAUUUAUGAUGUGCUGGACCACUCAGCUGCCAACAGAGAGCCAGACCGAAGCAAAGCUAAACCCAAGAAAAAGGAACCCGAAAAGCCGGUGGUGCAGACCGCACAAGACCAGCAGGAAGGCGUAUUUGAGUCUGUCUAUGAGAAUUUUUGAAUCAGAGAUAAACUUGUUCCAAAAGAUUGUGACAUUUAUAUUCGUGGCUGAGAGGAUCUCAGUUUGCUUUUCUGAAACAUUGUCGUUUGUUACCAGUAUUUAGAUUCUUUAAACAGGAAAGUAACAAAAGCACAAUGUAAAAAUACUCGGUUACACGUAAAUUAGUCAAGUAAAAAUACAAAAUUAUUAUCAGCAAAUAAUACUCAAAGAACAAAAGCAAAAGUACCCAUUAUGCAGGCAAAAUCUGCAUUGUAUUAUUUUAUUAAUACCGAUAUAUUAACAUUGUAAUGUUUGGUUACGGUGGAACUAGGCUAAUAAUAACUAUUUGAUUUAGAAGUAAAACAUUUAUUGCAAAAAUGUAAUGUAUAACAAUGCUGCAUUGUUAAUAAUGAGGUGUCAAAUAAAUGUAGUUGAGUAAAAUGAA
This is a messenger RNA of Cyclopterus lumpus (lumpfish), 1329 nucleotides long. RefSeq lists its product as uncharacterized. Lineage: Eukaryota; Metazoa; Chordata; Actinopteri; Perciformes; Cyclopteridae. Gene Ontology annotation, molecular function: transmembrane signaling receptor activity. The record is from RefSeq and is a predicted model, not a curated record. Bases 138 to 905 code for a protein of 255 amino acids. Gene Ontology annotation, cellular component: membrane raft. Gene Ontology annotation, biological process: regulation of B cell differentiation; positive regulation of B cell receptor signaling pathway; B cell receptor signaling pathway. The transcript is spliced from 6 exons.